UCCCAGGAUGCCCCGCGCCCCUCUUCCCAUCCACCCUCCCGCGGCUCCCCCGCGCACGGCCUGCCGGGAACGGUAGUCCGCCCGCUUGUUCCGGGCCGAGCUGUCAGACAUGGCGGCGGGGAGGCUGAGUGAGAUGCGGGACCCGGGGACUCUGUUCGAGGCGCACAGCGCGGAGGAGAUCCGGGUUUUGGAGAAGAAGGUGCGGGCGGAGAUCGAGCACAAGAAGGAGGAGCUCCGGCAGAUGGUGGGGGAGAGGUACCGCGAUCUGAUCGAGGCGGCCGACACCAUCGGGGAGAUGAGGAGGAGCGCCGAGCAAGUGCUGGGGGCCGUCCGGGGCCUGGAGACCUACUGCGGGGGGCUGAGGGCCAAACCGGGGCCCCUACAGAAGGACAGGAGAGGAGCCCAGUCACAGGAGAGAUUCUCUUGCAUGGCGUCUCAGAUUAAGCUUCUAUUGGAGAUCCCGGAGAAGAUGUGGAGUUCGAUGGAAUCCUCGCGGUAUUUACACGCCACUCAGCUCUACCUGCUGUGCUGCCACCUGCACUCCCUCCUCCAGCUGGACUCCUCCCCCUCCCGCUACAGCCCGGUGCUGGCGCGAUUCCCCAUCCUCAUCCGCCAGGUCGCUGCCGCUGGCACCUUCCGCGCCACCAUCCUGCAGGAAAGCAAAUCUCUCCUGAAGUGUCCGUCGGCGUCUGACCAAGCCGUCACCGAGGCCCUGUGUUCCAUCAUGAUGCUGGAGGACAGCUCCCCCCGCCAAGCCCUGGCCGAUUUCCUGCUGGCGAGGAAGGCCGGGAUCCAGCAGCUGCUCAACCAACCUCAUCACGGCUCCAGUAUAAAGUCUCAGGUGUGUUCUCUGGUGGAGUUGCUGGCGAAUACGCUGUACCAGGCCCACGCCCUCUUUUACACCACGCCUGACGAUGUGCCGCCUAACUCUUCUCUGAAUUGCGGGCUCUUAUUCUCUAUGUUAGAGACGGUCACCGCUCAGCAGGGAGGAGGAAAAGGAAUUAAAGUUUUAAGAGAGGAGAUGAAAUCGGUCAGCUGGUCUAAGCACCUUCCGCGCUCCGUCAUGGAUUUCCAGCCCACCCUGAGGACGUUGGCUCAUCCCAUCAACCAGGACUACCUGAGGGAGACUCUCCAGCAGUGGAUCAGCAUGUGCAAUGAGGAUAUAAAGUCGGGUAUCUCGGCUCUGCUGGUCUAUGUGACGAGUCUGAAGGGUCUGGCGGGUAUCAGAGACGCCGUUUGGGAGCUGCUGACCAGCGAGUCCAUGAGCCAGAACUGGGACAUCGUCUGCCAGCGUCUGCUGGAUCGCCCGUUCCGCUUCUGGGAGGAUCUGAUGCAGCGGCUCUUCCUGGAUAGACUGCAGACUUUGAUGAAGGAAGGCCUGGAAUCCAUCUCUAAUGACUCCAUACAGCUGCUCCAGUCUUCUCUGCAGGAGCUUGAAGUCAAUACGGAAUCCAUGAAACCCGUCCAGUGUGAGGGCAACAUCUGCUCCUUCUUGUGGUCCGAGAACCAGAACGACCUGCUGCCCGACGCGGCCUGGGUCAACGUGGGGAGCCGCAGCGCCCACUGCCGGAGCGGCCUGUCUCUGAAGGCCCAGGCUGUCACUCCGUGCAUCCUCGCCUUCUGCCAAGCUCUGGACUCCAAACUCAAAGUCAAGCUGGAGGACCUCUUCUCCUACCUGCCGCAGGAGACGUCCGACCAGCAGAGUAAACCUGCGAUCGCUGGACUGAAACUGUCAGCCUUCGAUCGGUAUGGAGACGCCAACACCGUGCAGGAGAUGCUGAGCCAGCUUUGCCUGGCUUGUAUGCAGCACAUACAGGACUCCGUCAAGGCGCAACUGCAAGCGGCAGCCGAGACGGGACUGACCAAUCGGAGCAACGGCCUGUACAGCUCUAAACUCUCCACCGUGCUUUUCCUGGCCAGGCUGUGCCAGUCGCUGGGGGAACUGUGCCCGCACCUGAAGCAGUGCAUUCUGGGUAAAUCUGGUAGCCUGGACAUUAGCGUAAGGGAGCCCAGGUCUGCAAAGAAGAUGAGCAAGGGCAAAGUGGCCGAUAAACCUCCCAUUCUCUGCAAGUGGCAAGAGCUGAAGGACAAGCUUAUCCGACAGUCCCUGGAGGCCUAUUCCAUCUGGAGCUCGGCUGUGGUUCAGCACGUAAUCCGUUCCUUCUCACAGACCCUUCUGCUCAAUGCUGCUGGUUCUGCUCUCGUUACUGCCACCCACUGGGAUGAGAUAGAAAUUCAAGAGGAGACGGAGGCAGGGAGCAGCGUGACCUCAAAAAUCCAUCUGCCGGGACAGUGUUCUUGGUAUGUCCAGUCCCUCCUCUUCAGCCUGUGCCAAGCAGUGAAUCGCGUAGGAGGCCACACCAUCCCCAAAGUCACCCUGCAAGAGUUACUGAGAAGCUCCCUGGAGGAAGUGAUCGGCACCUACGAGAAGCUUUGCCGGGAGAGCACUGGAAAGAAGCACGGCUCCGCACUCACACAGGCCCGGGCCCUGCAACUCCUCUUUGACCUGCGCUACAUCUGCCUCAUUCUCGGCUUGCGCUCUGAAGACGGUUUGACCAGUAAGAACAAGCCGGACCCGAGAGUUCAGAAAGUCGCAGACCAGUUGGAGAGCUGCAUCGACCCGUUCGAUCUGGAUGUGUUCACACCGCACCUUAACACCAACCUCAACCGGCUGGCACAGAGAACCUCUGUUCUGUUUGGGCUUCUAACGGGAGCAGAGAGCCUGUUUACCGGCAGAGUCUCCACACUGGGCAUCCAGGAAGCCCACAACGUCCUUCCACUGGCCUCCAGCCAGAUACGGUUCGGGCUCCUCCCCCUCAGCAUGUCCAGCUCCCGAAAGACGAAGUCGGCGGGCCGCUCAGCCAAUGAGGUGAAAAUGCAGGAACCCGUUGCCGUUCCCCAGCCGGCAGAGGACAGCUUCCGUCCGGGCUCUUUAUUCCGACAACUGGCUACACAAGAUGAAGACAUGCAGGCGCCCUCCCUCUUCAAACUGGGCUGGCUGUCCAGCAUGACCAAGUGACCCCCCCCACCACCCCCCAAUCCCCUGUAAUGUCCCCAAUGAUGAACUGACAAUAAUUAAUUUUAUAUUUUAAGCAAAUUAAAUAACUUUAUUGUGCAAUAA
Rana temporaria (common frog) is the source of this 3121-nucleotide messenger RNA. It is a transcript of the gene COG1, whose product is annotated as component of oligomeric golgi complex 1. Gene Ontology annotation, cellular component: Golgi apparatus; COG complex. NCBI's taxonomy places the organism in Eukaryota, Metazoa, Chordata, Amphibia, Anura, Ranidae. Gene Ontology annotation, biological process: intra-Golgi vesicle-mediated transport. Bases 110 to 3019 code for a protein of 969 amino acids. The transcript is spliced from 14 exons. The record is from RefSeq and is a predicted model, not a curated record.